Messenger RNA from Eremomyces bilateralis CBS 781.70, 812 nucleotides. Its product is annotated as cytochrome b5. Gene Ontology annotation, cellular component: membrane; endomembrane system. Bases 96 to 596 code for a protein of 166 amino acids. Lineage: Eukaryota; Fungi; Ascomycota; Dothideomycetes; Eremomycetales; Eremomycetaceae. The record is from RefSeq and is a predicted model, not a curated record. The transcript has 2 exons.
ACCUCUCUAUCUCGCAGUUUUAUUUAAGUCCAAGUCAGCCAGCUUCCCCGGACUACUACAACCACCAAGCUUCACUCCCUAUCAGAUCCGCAAAUAUGUCCUCAGAAACACCGGCGCCAGAAGUUGCAUCCAUCGCAACUCCAACCAACCUCGUCCUCUUCACAUUCCUCCUCUUCCUCGUCUAUAUCCGCCUCCGCCCCUCCACCCCCACCUCCCUCCCCAAGCCCCCCGCCCCCAUCACCUUCCGCACCUUCACCCCACACACCCUCCUCCCGUACAACGGCACCAACAACCAACCCGUCUAUCUCUCCGUCCGCGGCCGCGUCUUCGACGUCACACCCGGCCGGAACUUCUACGGGCCCGGCGGCCCCUAUGAGAACUUCGCGGGGCGGGAUGCGAGCCGCGGGUUGGCGUGCGGGAGCUUCGACGAGGAGAUGUUGACGAAGGAUUUGGAUGCGGAGUUGGAUACGUUGGCGGAUUUGGGGGGGGAGGAGAUGGAGGCGUUGAGGGGGUGGGAAGAGAGGUUUGAGGAUAAAUAUUUGGUGGUGGGGAAGUUGGUGUCGGUGAAGGGUGCAGAGGCGGAGAAGGGGGCGUAGAGGGGCUGUGGGCUUGGGGGGUUUCCGCGAUCCGGCCACGACGAUGGGAUGACCUAGCUAUGUUCAAGGAUUGUCAGUCAUAUAUCACGUUGUCAUAUCUUAUCCACGAAGAUCAAGCUGGAAGAGCGAAUUUCCAGUGGAAGGGUACCCCUCUGCGGGCGAUAAUUAUGCAGAUAAUGCAAGAAAUGUGAGGCCCUCAAAGCCUACCCCUGCUUU